This is a messenger RNA of Anopheles nili, 1244 nucleotides long. RefSeq lists its product as uncharacterized. NCBI's taxonomy places the organism in Eukaryota, Metazoa, Arthropoda, Insecta, Diptera, Culicidae. The record is from RefSeq and is a predicted model, not a curated record. The coding region runs from base 1 to 435 and encodes 144 amino acids. The transcript is spliced from 2 exons.
AUGUCGAACGAACACCUAGAGAACCCGUUCGUGGAGGCCCUCAAUUCUGAGGCGCUCGGUGAACUGCUACAGAACGAGGAUAAACGCUCGCUGGCGCAGCAAUUCCAAGAAAACCUGCGCACCCUCUCGGACAUGUUCGUUAACCUGUCGGACGACGAGAAGCGCCAGUUUGCGAAAGAUUUUAAGGGCAAGUUUGUGAAGUCGCUGGCGCAUCUGAACGAGUUCUCCAAACAGAAGAAAAUCGUUCAAAGCGCAGUCACCGGACAGUCGGACGAGGCGGAGUUCGAUGGGAUGUGGUACGGUAUUUUGGCCGGUGUAUUUGUACUCGUGAUUGCAUUCUUCGGCUACAAACUGUACCUGUCGCUCACGGAGAAGGAACGCAAGCGCGAAGAAAAACUGAAGGCGAAGCAGGAGAAGAGCAAAAAGAAAAAAUGAUUUCCCACCGCCAGCGGUACCACUUCCACUGGUGGUAGCUGUCUGCCCGACGAUGCCGGCGGAAACAUACCAACAGGUCGCCCACAUCAUCACCCGAGACAACAGCGUCACCACCAGCCGCAAUCCGUACAGCACAAACAUUCCAGAGGAAAAAGACUUGGCAAGGCCUAGCGAGAUGAUCGAACACAUAUUAAUACACCCACACGCAGCAUAACAAUUACGUAUAGCGCAGUGAAAAGGACACGAUAUUUAUCGUUCACAUCGUUAAUCCCUUCGCAAACAGACGCGUAUAUGUAUAUUUACCGUAGGGCGAUAGCAGCACUAGCGUUCCUGCCCAGAGGACAAGUUCCGAGUUCCAUUAGCUUUUCCCCUGUCCCUGUGUUACUUCGAUUAGCUUGAAAUUUAUAACGAGAUCCCUGUAGCAAACGUCCACCUAUAGGAUGUAAGAGACCGUCCUUUUCCUUCUUCCUUUUGCGACGUAAUAAUGUUGCCAGCUUUAUGUUUGCUGCGCCUUUAUCUGAAAGGCCAGCGUAGGGAAUAUAUAGAUAUACUAGAAAGUAGCUGCCCCUGCGUUUACCAUUCCGGUCCCCCAUUGAUCUUCCUCCCAUUUGUCAGUACAACAGUAGCCAACAUUCGAAGGGAUGGUAGGAAAAAAACAAUCAAAUGUUUUGUAGUAAGAUUUAGAGCAGGACGGUAUUUCACAUCAAUAGGCUGACGGUGAAGAACAGGCGUGUAUGGAUGCAAUGCAAUCGAGAGGUUAUUUUUCCACGUUUAUGUGCAAGAUUAUAUUUUAUAAAAGAUGGUUAUCU